This is a messenger RNA of Acanthosepion pharaonis, 1089 nucleotides long. The record is from the annotation of a GenBank genome assembly. NCBI's taxonomy places the organism in Eukaryota, Metazoa, Mollusca, Cephalopoda, Sepiida, Sepiidae.
AUGACUAUUUUAUUCUGUUUCCUUUCUUUAAAUUUCUCUUUUGAUUUCUUUCUUUACGACAUUUUAUAUUCUUCUCUCUCUUUCUUCUCCCCUUUUUUUCAAUUUCUCUUCUUCUGUUUCUCUCCUAUUUUUAUUGCUCCCUCUCUUUUAUUCUUUAUUUCUAUCUCAUUUUAUUCACUCUAUCUCUUUUUUACUUUCUUUCUCAUUUUAUGCACAUAUCUUUUUCCAUCCCCCCAAAAAGAGUAUUUUUUUAUGUUUAUACUUCUCUUUCUUUCCCGCCUUUUUUCUACCCUUUCUAUCAAUUUUUAUACUUCUCUUUCUAUCCUAUUUUUUAUGAUUCAUUGUCUUUUUUUUUAUUAUUUCUAUCUCAUUUUAUACAUUCUCUCUCAUUUUAUCUACAUAUCUUUCUCUAUCUUAAAAAAAAAAUAUUUUUCUGAUUCUUUUAUAUAUACUUCCUUUCACUUAUUUCUUUUUGAGAUUUUUAUCAUUCUCUCUCUUUCUCGUCUUUCUUCUCCCCCUUUCUAUCACUUUUUAUUCUUCUCUUUUCUCCUAUUUGUAUUGUUCACUCUAUCUCUUUUUUUUUUUUGCUUUUCUCUCUCAUUUUAUGUAAAUUUCUUUCUCAAUUGUCAAAUAUCGACACUAUUUUUUCUGUUACUUUUCUUUAAAUUCCUCUUGUCACUUCUUUGUUUUCGACAUUUUUAUUCUCUCACUUUCUCUCCCCUUUCUUCUCCCCUUCCUAUCAAUUUUUAUUCUUCUCAUUCUCUCCUAUUUUUAUUGGUCACUCUAUCUCUUUCUUUGUCUUUCUCUCUCAUUUUAUGUAGACCUUUCUCUAUCUUAAAAAAAGACUAUUUUAUUCUGUUUCCUUUCUUUAAAUUUCUCUUGUCAUUUUUUUCUUUACGACAUUUUAUAUUCUUCUCUACUUGCUUCUCACUUUUUUUUCAAUUUCUAUUCUUCUGUUUCUCUCCUAUUUUUAUUGGUCACUCUCUCUUUUAUUCUUUAUUUCUAUCUCAUUUUAUGUACAUUUAUUUCUCUAUCUUUAGAAAUGGGCACUAUUUAUUUUUGUUUCUUUUCCAUAAAUUCCUCCUGUGA